Messenger RNA from Penicillium mononematosum, 1158 nucleotides. RefSeq lists its product as uncharacterized. The record is from RefSeq and is a predicted model, not a curated record. Gene Ontology annotation, molecular function: branched-chain-amino-acid:2-oxoglutarate transaminase activity. The transcript is spliced from 2 exons. The coding region runs from base 1 to 1158 and encodes 385 amino acids. Gene Ontology annotation, cellular component: mitochondrion. NCBI's taxonomy places the organism in Eukaryota, Fungi, Ascomycota, Eurotiomycetes, Eurotiales, Aspergillaceae. Gene Ontology annotation, biological process: L-valine biosynthetic process; L-leucine biosynthetic process.
AUGGGUUCCCAUACGGAUUCUUUACAGCCGCUCGACGCAUCUAAACUGACGUAUGCCUACACUACCACCCCACGAGAGGUACCCGAUGCCAAAUUGCUUGCAAGCAAUCGCAAGACAAUCUGUACGGAUCACAUGAUUGUUGCCUCUUGGGAUGUCGAGAAUGGCUGGUCCACGCCCGAGCUGAAGCCCUAUGGUCCUUUCAGCCUUCUACCGAGUGCAUCCUGCCUCCACUACGCGUACGAAUGUUUCGAAGGACUGAAAGCAUAUCGCGGCUAUGACGGAAAACUCCGGAUGUUCCGAACCGACCGCAAUUCUCGCCGCCUGCUAAUGUCCGCCGAGCGGAUUUCCCUUCCUCAAUUCGAUCCGGACGAACUGGAGAAGCUCAUAUAUAAGUUGCUCUCGGUGGAUGGCGCAAAGUGGCUCCCGAAGAGCCGCGCCGGGGAUUUCUUAUACGUGCGCCCGACCAUUAUUGGCACGGACUCCCAGCUUGGCGUUGCAAGGCCAACAGAGGCUCUGCUGUACAUCAUUGUUGGAUAUAUGGCUCGCAUGGAUACACCUACUGGCGGCAAACGCUUGCUGACGAACCCGGAUGAUAUGGUACGCUCCUGGGUGGGUGGGUUCGGUUAUGCUAAGGUCGGCGCGAACUAUGGACCAUCGGUACUGGCCACCCAGGAAGCCUAUCGUCAGGGUUAUCACCAGGUACUCUGGUUGUACGGCCCCGAAGGUGACUGUACCGAGGCAGGCGGGAGCAACUUCUUCGUGAUUUGGAAGCGCAAGGAUGGAAAGAAGGAGCUCGUUACAGCCCCGUUAGACGAUCAGCUCAUUCUGAACGGAGUCACCCGCCGAAGUUGCCUCGAUCUGGCGAAGGAUCGACUGAAGGAUGAACUUGAGGUCACUGAGCGCAAGUUUACCAUCGGUGAAAUUCAGGAGGCCGCUGCAGACGGCCGACUGCUGGAGUCAUUUGCUGCCGGGACAGCUUGGUUCAUUACUCCGAUUGCCUUGAUCCACCACCGUGGAAAAGACAUCAAUAUACCAACUGGUCCUGAUGGAACACCGGCUGAAAUCACAGGGAAAAUAAAGGGAUGGCUGGGCGAUAUGAUGUAUGGGCGUGUCGAGCAUGAAUGGGCAAGAGUGGUGCCCGAGAAGGAAGUCAAUUGA